Molecule: messenger RNA, 576 nt
Organism: Varroa destructor (honeybee mite)
Lineage: Eukaryota; Metazoa; Arthropoda; Arachnida; Mesostigmata; Varroidae
Source: RefSeq, a predicted model, not a curated record
CUAGAAUAACGAAGUUGUGCUCGCAAUGGCGUGAAGUCUGUGUUCCAAAUUGCUAAGACAUGAAGAUGCAGAAUUUUGUAGCAGUGGUAGUUUUAUCUCUUAUCGUCAGUGCCACAUUUCUCUCUGGAUACAGCCAGCUUGUGGGCGGCCCACGGCAUGGCUUCAAAGGACAUCCAUAUUAUGAGCAGGAAAAACUCGGAAUGCGGAUGGCAGGCCGACGAGUCGUGAAGCCAGUGGGGCCUCUCGGCUAUGCCGAACUGCAGGCCGUGCUUCUUGCAAUGGCCGUCGUCCUAAUGGUAUCCUCAUGUUUGGCCUUCGCUUUCGGCCUACUACACGAACAUGAGAUGCAGGAGCAUCCUGGUAAUGGGGAUCCUGCCAACAUGUUAUUCGCCGAACAGGCAAAAGAUCCAAUCGAAGAACCAAGCGGCGAUCGAAAUAAUGAUGCGGAAUUCGAUGGAGAUAACGGUAUCAGAGAGCGUCGGGGAUAUAUCGUUCGAUAGAAACUACUAUAAUUAGAAAAAAUGUCAAAAUUAAAAACUCUAAAAAUAAAUCGAUUAGUUUAUGUUGUUUUGACAA